AUGAAGCGCAUCGUAGAGGGGGAAUGUGGACGUUCAAACGACCUGGUCGGCCUUGCCAACCAAUUUGGUACUACUAAUCAACGGGUUCAAUCAAAUAUUCCUCAAGCCUCAUCAAGCCUCCUGCCCUCUUCAUCCCAGGGCGAGCUGUUUGCGAAUGAGUUUUUGCAGCAGAAAGCGCAGAGGACGGCCGCUCCGAGGUCAUUUAAUACUGGGGCCUUCCUCCACCAACGCCCAAAUUCCGCGAAGACCGCCGCCAUGGCCCAACAGUGGGGCAGCGAAUUUGCGUCAGCGCAGCAACAAAGUUUAGGAAACCAAUGGGCCAACCAGUAUCAAGCGGCAAUGCCGAGUCGCACCAUGGAAGCAGCCUGGUCUCAAGCCGUCGUCCCGGCUAACUUGCAGCAGGGCUCCUCCCACGACAGCGGCAUGUGGUCGGCCGAAUUUUUGGAUCAAGUCGAUACUUCUCUUGGCAAGACGAGGACGGACAUUUACACGGACGCCUGGGCUGAUGCGGAGGUGGAGAAGCAGUCGAGGGCGGCGGAGAUGGACCAGGCAUGGGAUGAGAUAUGGGAUAAAUCGAGGCUCGACGCCGUCCACCAGCAGUUCAGCAAGGAGACGAUCAAUGAGGAGUAUGUUCAUGAGGAAUCGAACCCAUUCUUGACCUCUGCCAAUCCGACGGAAGUUGGAGAUGAUCUGCUACAGCAGGGCGAUUUGGGAGGCGCAAUUUUGGCUUAUGAAGCUGCGACUCGUCAAGAUCCACAAGAUGCACAGGCUUGGUGCAACCUCGGGCUCUCCUUGGCGGAGAAUGAGUACGAUACCCGAGCAAUCACGGCCUUCCGGAAGUGCCUUGAUAUCAACCCGGCCAACCAGCAAGCUCUGCUUGGGCUCUCCGUUUCCCUGGCCAACGAGAAUCUGGAGAACGACGCCUUGGAAAACCUGGAAAAGUGGAUUGUGGCCCACAAUGGCGGAGAUCCGGCUACGGUAGUACGAGCGAAACCUCUCUACAGCUCGUUCCUGGAUCACAACUACUUUGGGAAGGUAGAAGAACAAUUCCUUGACGCGGCCCGUCAACAGGAAGGAGCCGGAGAUGCCGAGCUGCAAAAUGCCCUCGGCGUGCUGUACAAUUUGAACAGGAAUUUUCAUCGGGCAAUUGAUUGUAUGCGGAUGGCCGUGCAGCAUAAGCCAGAGGAUCCCCGGUUAUGGAAUCGUCUGGGAGCUACUCUGGCCAAUGGGGAUCAGACAGCUGAAGCCAUUAGUGCGUAUCGUGAAGCGCUUAGCAGGUAUCCUGCAUACGUUCGAGCCCGCUUCAACCUUGGAAUUAGCUGCAUGCACCUCUCCAGCCAUAGGGAAGCCGUUGAACACUUUGCAAUGGCCCUCGAAUCACAGAAAGGCGAGAAGGAGACAUCGAGCAUUUGGAAUACGAUGAGGUCCGCCAUCCUGCGACUACCUCUCGGAACGGGUGACGAGAUUUUACAGGCAGCGAAUUCGAGGAAUUUGGGAGAGCUCCGAAACGCCCUCCGGCGAGUCCCCGCU
This is a messenger RNA of Mesorhabditis spiculigera, 1530 nucleotides long. The record is from the annotation of a GenBank genome assembly. NCBI's taxonomy places the organism in Eukaryota, Metazoa, Nematoda, Chromadorea, Rhabditida, Rhabditidae.